AGGAAAUUAGGACGCACGGACGGACUGACGCCGCUGCUCUCAGCGACAUGUCAUAACAUGUUAGCUCUGCUAGCCCGUCUGGCAUUUUCAAACUGACCUCUUCGGUUUCGGUCUGCUGCUGUAAAACUUCUCUAUUGACCGCGACCGCUUUUAAAAGCCACCUCUUUAUCAGUCUGCUGCAAUGUGCGCAUAAACGGAGGCUCGGUAGUCCUCAAUUGUUAUCUUUUAUAAGCUAAUAUAUAUAUUUUUUUAUGGUAAGCUAGUUGUUUAUAUCACGUAGAUCUCGCGAGAACUUGUCAGCAACGAGGUGACGAAACGGUUGCCAUAGUUACAGAGUAGUUGGAUUCUUGUCGGUUUUGUCAUUAAAUAUAAAUAUAUAUAUGUAUAUAUUUAAAUCAUUUCAUAGAAGCUAUUGGAAUUGAUUAUACUAUAUUUUUAUUCACUUCGGAGGGUCUUGUUACACUUCCGUUUUCGAUGACGCGUUUUUGAGGAGGAGCUAAUUUGACAUAACUUCCUGCGCGGGAAAUUCACUGUGUGCCACCGAGAAACUGGAGCAGAACACUGUAGUGCAGAGUACUGGUUAGUAGUAGCUUUUUAUUAUUCGUGCACUGUCGAGUUUUAACUGUGCAAACUUUGCCAACAUGCCCGUCCUAGAAGUUACAGGCGCCUCUGCAGUUUCUCCAUCAAAGAGGGCAAGAACAGAAACACCAGCUGCUGAAGUAAGACCUGUCCUCAGGUUUGCCAAACUGUCUGAACAUGCCAUGACACCUACCAGAGGCUCGACUAAAGCAGCAGGAUACGACCUGUACAGUGCAUAUGAUUACACCAUUGGGCCUAUGGAUAAGGCCAUUGUGAAGACAGACAUUCAGAUAGCAGUUCCACAUGGCUGCUAUGGAAGAGUAGCCCCCAGAUCUGGACUGGCAGCAAAACACUUCAUCGAUGUUGGCGCUGGAGUUGUAGAUGAAGACUACAGAGGAAACGUGGGCGUUGUGCUCUUCAACUUCAGCAAGGACACAUUUGAAGUGAAAAAGGGCGACAGAGUUGCUCAGCUGGUGUGUGAGAAGAUCUGCUACCCAGAUCUAGAGGAGCAAGAGACACUGGAUGACACAGAGCGUGGUGCUGGAGGCUUCGGAUCCACUGGACGCAACUGAACGCUCCAAAGUGGAGUGGAAAUGUACUGUAUCUGUUUAAAUAUAUGGAUUAGGGUGCUAAUAAAGCUCUUGUUUCGUA
Messenger RNA from Amphiprion ocellaris (clown anemonefish), 1230 nucleotides. It is a transcript of the gene dut, whose product is annotated as deoxyuridine triphosphatase. The transcript has 6 exons. Gene Ontology annotation, molecular function: magnesium ion binding; dUTP diphosphatase activity. Bases 642 to 1151 code for a protein of 169 amino acids. The record is from RefSeq and is a predicted model, not a curated record. Gene Ontology annotation, biological process: dUTP catabolic process; dUMP biosynthetic process. NCBI's taxonomy places the organism in Eukaryota, Metazoa, Chordata, Actinopteri, Pomacentridae.